Molecule: messenger RNA, 978 nt
Organism: Diaporthe amygdali
Lineage: Eukaryota; Fungi; Ascomycota; Sordariomycetes; Diaporthales; Diaporthaceae
Product: FMN-linked oxidoreductase
Exons: 5
Coding region: 1-978 (325 amino acids)
Molecular function (GO): oxidoreductase activity; FMN binding
Source: RefSeq, a predicted model, not a curated record
AUGGCUGAUACUCUGCUUCAAGGGGCCACCCUCGGUGAUGAUCUGCCAUUGCGCAACAGUAUCGUCAUGAGCUUCUUGACGCGCAAUCGCUGCAUCGAUGACAACAAGCCUGGGCCUGCUGUGGUGGAGCACCAUGCAACAAGAGCCAGAGACGGCGUCGGCUUGAUUAUAGCCGAGGGCACAUUUGUUCUGCAAACACUUCUACCUGGAGGCAAGAUUUUCUACCAGCCGUGGCAUCUAGGGGCGCUGAAUAGCAGUGGAGAUGUGAGUGAGUUUGAGAAACCCAAAGAGAUCGUCGAGCAAUAUCGAAACUCUGCCAGGCUUGCCAAACUGUCUGGAUUCGAUGGUGUUGAGCUGUUGGCUAGUGGGGGCUAUCUCAUGAGCCAAUUUCUAACCUCCCAAUGCAACGCCCGCAAGGAUGCCUAUUCGUUUCACCCGAUCGAAAACCGCUGCCGCUUCCUACUCGAAGUCUUGGCCACUGUCGUCGAGAUCUGGGGGACGCCGCGGCGAAUCGGCGUCAAGAUCUGUCCAGGCGAUGAUAUGAACAACGCGACUGCAUCUUACGGGGAGCUCUCUGAGACGUACGAUUACCUUGUACAGGAGCUGUUGCGUCGAGAUAUCGCCUUCAUCACUCUCUCACGCCGUGGCAGCGAAAAGGAAGUGGAGCGUCAAAGGGACCCUCGCCCAUCUGGCAAUUCUUUGCCAGAUGGGUGGGAGCCUUUGCACCAGUUCGGUCCGCCGGUCAAGCAAGCCUCCGGUCGCACAUCUCUCAUGGUUACGACGGAAUACACUGUCAACGAGGCGAGUGACUUGAUCAGGGAAGGGAGAAUUGAUUUUGACUUGGUCACCCGAAUCAAGAACAACUUGCCAUUUGCUGUCAAUGAUCGUGGCGGCCACAUUUACUAUGGUCCCUUUCAAGAUGCUAACGGGGGCUACAAUGACUGGCCCACCACUGUGUCCCAAAAGCAGAAAUCUUGA